AUCUCAGUCGAGAAGAUGUUUGCUCUUAAAGAAAUUACGAUUCUAGGUCUUGUGCUCAUCUGCACACUCGGCUAUGCCUCAUCUGUGGAUUUCUCAGACGAAGACUUUGUGUACGAUAAUGUGAUGAGCUAUUCUAGUGGCACAAAGCGAACAGUAACCGUUUAUAAACCCAAACUUGUUUUGGAAAAAACAACCAAGAAACGGCGUCCCGUAGGCCCACGUGUACCCGGUCAUGGCGGUAAAAUCGCGAUUAAUGUUUGCUAUUGAUACAACUGGUAGUAUGUCAGAUGACAUCGACGCGGCUAARCGCAUUGCUGUAGACGUGAUCAACUACCCCAGGGAGAAUCCUGUUAGUUAUAUACUAUCACCGUUCAACGAUCCUAGAACUGGUCCAGUGAUUUUCAAAAACAGCUCAGAGGGUGCAUAUUUUGUUGAAGCUAUCUCCCGUCUGACAGCCACUGGUGGUGGGGACUGUCCAGAACUAGCCUUUAAAGGGAUCCUAGAUGCACUAUACGAGGGACCUGAAUGGGGAUCACCGCUGUACGUAAUUACAGAUGCUUCAGCAAAAGACGAUUCCCAGACGAAUAUCGAAGAGGCAAAAGAACUGGCCAAAACUAAAGGCAUCACUGUGAACUUUUUUACUACAGGUGACGAUUGUGGAAAACGCGAUUACCACCCAUUUCAGGAAGUUGCAGACGCUACUUCCGGUCAAGUACUCGAUCUUCUUAACCACCAGGAACUGCGCCAACUAACGGGCUUCACCGGAAGUGUAUUGGGAGGCUCGAACAUCAUUUGUACCGCUGACAGUUUAUAUCAAAAUGUUACUGAAAAGAGAUACAACAUCACGGUUGAUGACUCGAUUGACACGAUGUCUGUGUCUGUCACAACCAAACGUCGAAACCAGGGACGGGCUAUCUCACUGCAAGACCCUGAUGGUCAAACAAUUACGAAGGGAAAGUUAUCCAUGUCUAAGGUAUCGGUGUACGAGAUCAAGAAACCUAAAGUAGGAACAUGGUCUUUGGUAGUCCCGCAAAGGGUUGGAAGAYAUAAUUUCUUUGUGAAGUCGUCGAGUGGUUCAAACGGWAGCAUUGAUUUUGAGCAUUACUUCAUGCAGUCGAUGCCUGGUCCUAUCACAGAUGUUCCUGUAUCAGACCCAUUGAUAGGGCAACAAACCAAGGUAAUCCUUACUCUAGCUGGCUACGACAAAGUUCAGAAAAACACAACUGUCCUAGAACUGAUAACAAAGCACGGAGAACAUAUCAGAGAUGUCNCGCUCAAGCCAGAUAGACGAGGAAUGCGUUACGUAGCAUCACUCAACCCACCCUCCCAACCCUUUAAGCUCAAAAUCAAAGGCACUACAAAGGCUGGCAAUUCGUUUGAACGCGUUUCACGUAACGUAAUCGAACCUAAACACGUUCUACUGCGAGUUGUGCGAUCUGAUAAAGAUUUCACUUUGCGCCGAGGAGAAAGGUCUGAAGUCGAGUUUUAUGUCUUUAACUCUGGAGCCAACGAGGCGUUAAGACUGUCCGUCAAAGACAGGCUUAACUACGUAACUGGCAUAUCACUGACAUCAUCCCCUAAAGGCAGAAAGACAAGGAAAGCCGUGACUCUUACUGUGAAGAGCAACAAGUGGACGUUCGUCAAGCUCGUUUUCAACGUGCCUUCCAAUGCCAAGAUAGGUGCCACUGAUACAGCAAUGGUGUCUGCCUCUUACAACAAUGGCAGGGGAAUUGUCAUGGCGCCCGUUCAACUUCUCGUCGUUGAAUAGAUUACAUCACAAGCUUCCUUUGUAGCAAUCUUUGCGCUUUUCACUUUGGGUUUCCUGUGUAAGUAAAUGCACAGGGAACCCCAACAGAAAAGCCACCAGUUGCUUACAAAGGAAGGUAUGUAUAUUUUGGUUAUGGUUAUUAGCCAGCCCACUAUAUACAUGUUUACAACACGGACGGACAUCUUUUUUUACAUAUGAUGAUCAUUUUAAUGAGGAAUUGUACUUGUAUUUUUUUUAUUUUUUAAGGUUUUCCAUGUGUUUAUGUACUGUUGGAAUGACUACAAUAAAAUAAGCUGCAUUUUAAAAUGCUUUGUA
Messenger RNA from Exaiptasia diaphana, 2083 nucleotides. Its product is annotated as von Willebrand factor A domain-containing protein 7. The record is from RefSeq and is a predicted model, not a curated record. NCBI's taxonomy places the organism in Eukaryota, Metazoa, Cnidaria, Anthozoa, Actiniaria, Aiptasiidae.